This is a messenger RNA of Oncorhynchus masou masou (cherry salmon), 1448 nucleotides long. RefSeq lists its product as uncharacterized. The transcript has 9 exons. The coding region runs from base 233 to 1018 and encodes 261 amino acids. The record is from RefSeq and is a predicted model, not a curated record. Lineage: Eukaryota; Metazoa; Chordata; Actinopteri; Salmoniformes; Salmonidae.
CUCAUUCACAUUUUCCGUUGCAAAUUGCUACAGAAAACAAAAAUAAUGACUGAUCAAUUAUUCUGAUCUUUCCUCUGCAACAUUUGCCACACUUUCCGUAUGAGACUGGUUUCUGAUAUCUGUGGUUUUCCUGUGAACAAGCUCCACAUCUACUUCUCUAUUCAAACAAUCCUCUCUGACACAGUCACCAUCUUCUGUGAAGUCACACUAACAGUCUGUAGAUGUCUGGUAAAUGUCGUUGUUCAUCCCUGAUAUGGCAGGUCAUCUGUUUCUGGUCAUCCUCCUUUUCGACACCUUCCAAUACAUCAAAGCCCAAGGUCAUCACCAAGGUCAUCACCUUCCUCCUCCCAGUCUGACAGUGAGGCCUGCAGUCAUCAAAGAGAGAGACUCAGUUCAGCUGAGUUGUGAGACUCCUCCAUCUCUCAGUGUGUUUAACUGUUACUUCUACAUAAAAGGGAGGAAGAAUCUUCCAGACAAAUCCUGUACUCAGACACUCACAGGAACAGAGCUGCUCAAGAGGGCAGAUCAAACGUUUCCAGAUGUGGUCAAAGUGAAGUGUUACUAUGAUGUAGUGAGGUCUCACACAUCUCCUUUAAGUAACCCUGUCUCAGUCACUGUUCGGGAAACCGAAACAGAUGUGCAAUUUUGGCACGGAGCAGUGGGUGUGGCUUCUGGAGUGGCCAUGUUACUGAUGGGAUUGACAGCUGUCUAUCUCUGCUGGAGGACCAGGAAAACCAAUUCUCUGAGACCUACAGCCAGACAGGAUGAUCACAGACAAUGUGAUUUGGUGAUGGGAGCUAUGAGCAGUGCAGGCAUGUUGGAUUCAAGGGAUGCUGGGAUCUAUUCUCUCAUCACCUCUGUACCGUCCACGUUCUUUCCCUCAGGCCCUGUUGAAGAAAAUGGAGAGUCACCUGAAAACGACAAUUCUGAUAUGUACCAUGUAUACAGCUCAAUCCCCGACAGACCAGCAACCUCAGCCCAGCCUGAUGGGUUGUACAGUCUUCUGCAGACACACUGACACUACACCUCUGGCUUUCUCUAGCUAUGUCUCACACAUCUCACACAAAUACCCUCUUUCUCACGUGAUGUCCUUUAUUAUCACUCUUCAAUUUACUGUAAAUACGAGUCUCUUAGCAGGUAAUAUAUAUUUUACAUAUGGACACAUGGCUUAUGUUACAUGCCUGUCCAUAAUAUCUGUUACUGUGUUAGCAUUUUUAUUUUGGAGUUUGGAGCAUAAUUUUAUUUUUUCCUCCUAGUAAAUGCUGUAUUUAUGUAUAUUCUGUGUGAUUCCUCCUUCCAUAACGGUUGGAUACAAUUUCUUAAAUAAAUGUGUUCGGAGUCAAAAGGUAAAUACAGACAAUUUAAAAUCACAAUAUCAUCAGUUAAUCUAUUGCAUUAUGAGGCUAUAUAGUGUUUGUCUACAUUUACUUUGUACCAACAUUGGAGUU